AGCUCUCUAUAGUCGCACCCGCCCUGUUUUGCUUCCACUGCCUCUGUAUUUCCACAACGUUCAAGGAGAUUCACCUGUGCGCCCGCGUCGUUCCAGGCUCGGUGACGCUGCGUCCCGCUUUCGGGAGUAUUUUGGUGAAACGGGCAAUUGAGAAAGAACACAGACCACAUUUUUUUUUUUUUUACAAUAACUGCACUUUCAAUUGCAGUACCGUGCAAAUUAAAAUAAAAUGGCAGAUCCAAUGACACAGUCUCCUCAGAUAUCGUCGUCGCAAGGAUUGAACGAUGGACACACUGCAGCGUCUAAAGACUCAAAGUUUUGCGAUUCCUUUUUUUCCUCUUCGCCUGUAUCUCUCAUUCAGUCUUCACAAGACAAAAGGGUGGUGCUGGGCUCUGACAAGCCUUCAGAUGGCGUGGCCACCUCCCUUCGGUUUUCCUCCCAGCCAAGUUCCUUUUCUCCCGUGGCCUAUGGAAAUGAAUCCUCAGGUCUACCCAGUGGAACUAUAGAUCGUAGUUUCCAAGAGAAAAGGCAGCUUUUUGAAUCAUCACUUCAAUCUCAAAAGCAGGACACGUCCCCCAUAAAGGUGUCCCCUGUUUCUGAGCGAAUCAAAGCAUUGGAAGCUCUAGCUGCAAAGCAGAAUGAUUCUGAUUGGGGUGAUGGAGGGUUUCCUCAUUUUAGAGAGCGCCACUAUGAAAAGUCUCCUACUGAGGUACGUGGAAUGUCUUCCCGUUCUUCCUUUAAGAAAAGCACUAUAUCCCCUGAGCAAGAAUCUCCAGAAUCACCCUUUGAAAUACUUGGAGAUUCCAGGCGUGGAAGUGACUUUGAGGAUACUGCAGACUGGAUGAAAGCUCAUUUGCCCCCAGCGCCAGAAUUCAGCACUGAAGAGUCUGACUCUGGUGAAAUUAAAGAGUCUUUAGUACUUUAUGAGAGUCCAUCCAAAGAGAUAAAGGGCAAAGAUACCAAUGCGCCUCUCAUUCCUGAAUCUUUUGUAGGCGUUCCUGAUGAAUUCAUGGACACUCCUACUAAAGAAGCUAAACAAACAAGUGAAGAUAGUAAAGAGUCCAAGCAAGACAGUGUUGAGGAUGAGUCUGAAUUUGAUCUCAGAUUUUUACCUACAGCCUACAUGUGGGACAAACAAGAGAAACCUGAUCUGGAACCAUCAGAUCUGUCUGGAACGCAUGACUCAGGGAUACCUGCACCUCCUGCUGGGUUUGAGUCAUCUUCGGUGCCUUCUUUGCCUCCUGCUCCCCAGGUAGACACCAGUGUUAAGCAACAGCCUGCUAUUAAGAGUGGUGCGUCUGAGCCAGCAGAGAUCCUUGAAAUUGACAGCUCAGGUGAAUCUGAUGAUACAGUGAUAGAGGGAGCGAGUGGUGUCUAUCCUGAUACAGGCACUGAUGCUCCUGACUCUGAGCCCUUUACUGGCAAGGAGGAAUUUCCACACAAGCAAGUAAUGCACAGCAUUAGUGUGCCAAUCAUUAAUGUCAUUGAGACAGAGGAACAGAUUCUAAGUGAUGAUGAAAUGGAGCCAGAGGAGGAGGAAGAAGAAGAAGAAGAAGAAGAUGAUGAUGAUGAUGAUAGAUAUCAGAUAAUGCGAGAGCCAGCCAGAGAAGCUCCAAAACCAUCUGGUGAACACUCAGAAGUUCCAAUAUCAAUAUCUGAAGAGGCUCCCCCAAAAACAGAGGAAAUUGACUCACAGACAAAUAUUCCAGAUGUUGAUAUAGAAUAUCCAUCAAAACAUGAGUUAUUGAAAGAUGACAUUAGUGAUAACAGUUUUAACCAGACUUAUCCUGAUGUAAAGGGUACCAGUUCAGAGGUCUCUCAAACACAAGCAGAAAUAUCACAGACUACAGAUGACAUUUUCAGAGAAUCUUACAUUAACACGGUUAAAAAUGAUGAGAUUGCAGAAAUCCCAUCUGACCUCCCUGCUAAUUAUGAAAAUCUCUCAAAUGAAAUUGAGUCCAGUGAUAUUGAUACAUACUUGGAUCAUUAUUCCAGUCAGGAACUAGCUUUAAAAGACCAACUAACUUCAGGUGUUUUUAAUGAGAAUGAUGGUGAAUUGGAUGAGUUAAGGAAACCUUUUGAUGUCCAGUACAAUCAGAAUAAUACUGUGUUUCCUCAGCAAUCAUUUGAGGAAACUCUUGUUGAUGAAUUUGAUGAGACACUUAUUGAAAGUAAACUUGACAAUAAUAAAGCGUUUGAGCCAGCUCCUGUUGGAAUUUCAGCAGAUGUCCACAGUGAGCCUCUGCUCCCUCCAAAUGACAUGUCAAAUCCUGAACUGGAGGAUCAGUGUGUGGAUCUAGAAGACCAGAAGACAAUAACUGCACUGGGCAGCUAUUCUCAGAUAGAAGAGGACGAUUACAUCUGUCAGCCAAUAGGCGGACUGCCCUCUGUUCAGGAGAAUGCUCCUGCUCCCUUCCCAUCUUUCCAUAAUGAUCCAAUGGACAAAAUCAAUGAGGUGAUUUCUGAUUUUGCAGCCAGUGAUGUAACUGCAGGAUCAAUGAUGACCAACUCUGAAAAAGGGGAUCUAGUAGAACAUGAUGCCCCAGACAGUCAGAUGUCACCAAAACUCAUAAGUCAGCCUGAGAGCCCUGAACCAGAAUGCCCCAAAAUUGCAGCAACAGACAGCUUUGUGGAAUUCAUGAGGGAGUGCUUGAAGUCGCGUGAGGAUGAACCCUUAAGUGUUGGUCCAGAAAUCCACAGUGUUGGCCCUCCUUCCCCUGCCAUGAUUAUGGACCUGGAGCAAGAACGUCUCACUAUCAGUGCUCUCAAAGAGCUUGGGAGCAGCCAAGAGGAAGAGGAUGAAAUUCCUAACAAAGGAUCCCCACUGUCUUCAAAGGAGGAUAUGGCUUCAAAGUCUAAAUCUGAGGCUUCCUUUGCCUCAAGUCUCUCACCUCAGAAUCUUCCAAAUGAGUAUCAGCCAGAAACCUCGUUAGCCAAAGAGGUAGAGGCAUUUGACAUUUGGGUGGCAGAAGCCUACCACCUCGCAGAGCAUGUGUUGGCAGCAAUACUAACCCACCUGUCAGUACACGACUUGGUGCACUGGCGAGACCCAAAGAAGUCGGGCGUGGUUUUUGGCACCUCCCUGCUACUACUGCUGUCACUGGCGGCAUUCAGUGUGAUCAGCGUCAUCUCCUACCUGCUCCUGGCUCUGCUCUGCGUCACCAUCAGCUUCCGCAUCUACAAGUCUGUCGUCCAGGCUGUGCAGAAGUCCAACGAGGGCCACCCCUUCAAAGCUCUGAUGGAGAAGGAUGUCAGUGUGCCUCCUGAGACGUUCCGGAAGCACGUGGAUCAGUGUCUGACCCACAUCAACCGCGCACUCAAGCAGAUGAGCCGUCUCUUCCUAGUGGAAGACUUGGUGGAUUCCCUUAAGUUGGCGGUGGUCAUGUGGCUUCUGACAUACGUGGGUGCCGUCUUCAACGGCAUCACCAUCCUCAUCCUUGCGGACAUCCUUAUCUUCAGUGUGCCACCACUGUAUGAGAGAAACAAGACCCAGAUCGAUCACUACAUUGAUGUGGCACGCACUCACAUCAAUAGUACAAUGGCCAAGCUACAAGAGAAGCUUCCUGGAGCACUGAAGCGCUGUAAAAAGGAAUGAUCCGCCUCUGCUGUCCCCUUUUGACCUCCUCCGGAACCCUUCAACCUCUAACCCCCAGUCCUUCCUUACUCCUCUCUCUACCCCCCUCUUUUCCUGUUCAUCCUUCUUUUAACUACCACCCCUCCCUCCCUCACCAACCAUCUGCACUGAACCAGCUAGUCUCUAAAAUCUCCGAAGCUUCUCUAUAUUCGCUGUUAACUACGCAGCUCAACUACGAGCAUUAGGGAAGAUGCUUGGGGCUCCAGCAGCUGGUGAUUUUUUUUCGAACACAGGAAAUGAUGUAAUACUGCGACUGGAUGCUCAUUUGUGGUGCCCGACGUUGGGCAGGGUGUGUGAACUAGACUUAAUGUAUGACCUGGUUCUGCUGUCUGUAGGAGCUGUGGUGUUAUACGAAUAAAUCAAAGAAUAAAUAAAUAGACAAAGACAGAUAUUUGACUCGGAGGCAAACAUCUGUACUUUAAAGGAACACAUUUCACAAGAAAAAAAAAGGAAAAGUGAAACAUCCUUGGAAGAAACUGGGUGGAGGGAGAGAGUAGUGUGACUGAUCUGAUCCUGUUUGUGGUGGCCCCCUUAUCUUCAGAACACAUUUUUGUGUAUGAUGAAACUACAGUGCACUGUGAUACAAGUAUUACAAGGUCCACACAUGAUUGACUAGGAUGGAGGAGACACUGCACCAGCUGUCAUGGUUGAGUCUAGUUUGCUGUCCUGUUUUGUUGGGUUUUUUUUGUUUGUUUUUUCUGCAUUUAUUUUUUGUGUAUGUGUAUAUAUAGUAAGAUUACAACAGGCUCUUUGCUGUGAAGAAAUAGUUAGCAUUUGCUUUUUGUAUUUAAAACCAUCUCGCAUCUAAGACUCAGCCUCUUGAGUUGACAUGUAAAUGAGUGUUGUUAUGGCUACUGUUUUGAUUAUUCUUAAUAGAUCACCUGUAAGAUAGCUGCUCUUGACUCCCCAGUCCAGCAUUGGCAUCUUAGUGAUUAAUAUUAAUUAUAUAAUGCUUGAGGUUUCUGUAAGGAAUUUUCAGAGUGUCAGAGUAGUGGAGGCAGAAGGCCUAAGCGUGUUGCUUUUAGGAAGAGAAAGUUAAAAGUGUGAGAAACGUUGGUGCCCAGUGAAAAAUGGACCAGUCUUCCCAAGCCAUAUCAUUGCAUAAGAACACACUGAAAGACAAAUACUGGUCUUGGAUUGGCCUAUGGAGCAAUGAUACUAACACUGCAUGUGUGGUUUCUUGUCAUAAUGAGUGUAUUUGAACUGGUAUAUUCCAAAAUUUUCAUUCUUAAUGGAAUGAUGCAAAGCAUAUGUCUUUGCAAAAGCAGGAAACAAUAUCACCAGUUGUAUUGGCUUACAGAGUGUUUCAAGAGGGCGGGGAGGAGGCCAUUGUAAUAUCACAAGCACACCAGUCUUUAUGUAAUUACAUCUGUAUCGAUACACUAAAAGGCACUUGAAGGUGAGCGGGAGAAAUGAAUGCACUUAGCUUACCGCCUGGUCUGUCAUUAGGCACUGGAUUCCACCCGGGAACGUCUGUAUGCAUUUCUAUGAAGUGCCACCACAGGUUCAAAAGUGUGUCUGUAUUUAUUAACAUACCAGUGGAUGAAAACAGUACAAGAUUAAAACAGUAAGUACCUGUAAUACUACUUCAAAGGUGUCUGUCAACUGCUGAAAUGUUUCGUUCUGAUAUCUACAGAGAGUCCGGACUGAUCUAUGUGAUCCUGCACUGUCACAGUGGAGCUUGUUUUGGUGUGGCCUUAAUUUGGCUCAUAUUGAUUGUUUCCCAGAGGGCAGGUCCGCCGAACACAGAAACUCCACCAGAGAGCCGAGGAUUUUUCCACGCUGUCCUGCCCUUUAAAGCCCAGUCGUAGUCCCUGGAUCCUUGAUCUUUAUUUUUCCACAUUUGUUUCCUUGCAUGCAUGCAACAGCAGAGACAUGCUCACCAACAUUUGAUGUGUGUACCAGUUCCCAUGUGUCACUGAACUAACAUGCAUCAUGUUAACUCUUGGGUCCUGGGUAUGGUGGUGCUUGAAGAAUAGGAUAAGCUCCAGCAGCUAGUUUUUACACUUGUACCCUACCCCCAACAUUAAGUUAAAGAAAUACUACCUUUUUAAUAGAUGCAAACCUGUCUUUGUUUCUGUCUAGACAACUCGUGCUGUUUUCUCUGUAGUGUUUUGAUUAAAAGCCUGCAGAUUUUCACCUUAAUCCAAUAGUUUAACAGAUGUCCUAUUAGUUUAACAACUGUCUCCCUUUUUUUGGUUUGAAUUUCUCUCUUGGGGAGGGAGUUUCAGAAGUCAUGUUUUCUUUGGGUAUCAUUGAUUUUUGCCUUUGAAUCUUGAUAACUAGUUGUAAUAACUGAUAUAAAUGUUCACUUUGUUAUGGGUUAAGUUAAUUGGAAAACUUCAGAAGAAAAAAAAUGGAGAGAGAAAAAAAUAGUAGUCCCUGUAAUUGUCAAAGUGAAAUUAAUAAAAACAUUAGAAUGA
Messenger RNA from Electrophorus electricus (electric eel), 6057 nucleotides. It is a transcript of the gene rtn3, whose product is annotated as reticulon 3. Gene Ontology annotation, cellular component: endoplasmic reticulum membrane; postsynaptic density; neuron projection. The record is from RefSeq and is a predicted model, not a curated record. Gene Ontology annotation, biological process: brain development; neuron differentiation; endoplasmic reticulum tubular network formation. NCBI's taxonomy places the organism in Eukaryota, Metazoa, Chordata, Actinopteri, Gymnotiformes, Gymnotidae.